AUGGUGUCUUACUUGUCGGUUUAUAAGAAUGAAACCGUAUUGGUUACUGGACAUGAGAAUGGUGUAAUUUUGAUGCAUAGGCUUUGGGAGGUGCCAAAUGGAGAGGAAUUGAGUUUGCUUCGUAUGGAAACUGUCCGGGAAUUUACUUCACUGGAAGGUGGGGAAGGGGGGUUGCCUAUAACUAUCUUGGAAGUGCAUCAUGUUGGGAGGGUGAGGUACAUUUUGUCGAUUGACAGCAGUGGAAAGAUUAGGGUUUUCCGGGAGACUGGGAGACAACAUGGAUUGGCGGUGCCAACCAGCAGGCCACUCGUGUUCUUGAAGCAAAGGCUUAUGUUUCUUACUGAGACUGGUGCGGGAUCAUUGGAUUUGAGGAAAAUGAAAAUUAGGGAGUCAGAGUGCGAAGGUUUGAACAAUUCUGUUGCUAAGAACUAUGUUUUUGAUGCCACUGAGCGGUCGAAAGCAUAUGGCUUUACAUCGGAGGGUGAUUUGAUUCAUGUGUUUUUGUUAGGUGAUACAAUGAACUUCAAAUGCAGGGUUAGAUCCAAAAGGAAAGUUGAUAUGAAUGAGCCUCUAGCUCUUCAGGCAAUAAAAGGAUAUUUACUGUUUGUGAACCAGGAGAAGGUUUAUGUGUAUAAUGUUUCCUCUCAUCAUUAUGUUAGGGCUGGUGGGCCACGGCUUCUGUUUUCUGCAUGUCUAGAAGAGAUCAUAGCAUCAUUUAUAAAUGGUCAAGCAGUGGAUAUAGAUGCCGUAAAGAGACGAGUGAUUCCAUCAAUAGCCACUGACCAUGAAAAGCUUGUUAUUCUGAAUCUAGGAAGUGGGUUUGUGGGGAUGUAUCGCUCCAACCUUCCUCUUUUCAAAGGAGAAUUUAAUAGCAUGCAGUGGAUCAGUUCCAUUUUGUUUUUUAUUCUGUUCCUUUUUGGUGCAUGGCAAUUUUUUGCCAAUAAGAAGGAAGCUCUUACCUCUUGGGGCCCAGAUGAUCCUUUUACUUCAACAUCAGCUACAAACGGAGCUCCAUUAGGAUCUGGAUCUGGUGAUAGAUCUUUCACGGAUUCUUCUGCAAGAAAUGCUGAUAUUAUGGAUCUGAGAGGUGGUGGUCUAAGAGGUCCAUCAAGAAGGUAUGUUUCUCCAUCCCAGUAUCCAGAUGGAUCAGCCAGUUCCCACAGGCCAAUUUCUGUUGAUACCAACUCUAGACCUGCUUCUGUUGAUCCCAAUUUCAGGGCAGCCUCAGAGUUGAAAUUUAGGGGGUCAAAUCUAGAAUCUGCAGAUUUCCUAAAAGAAGAGAGACUCCAUUUGUAAACAGUCAAGUUUUAGAUGAUAGCAAUUAACUAGUAACAAUGAUUGCAUUGACUUUUACCACGCUGGGGUGAUUGUUCUCCCUCUUUCUGUAAUCUUACAAACUGCAGUUGAGCUUGAUAUAGUAGUUAACUUUUGUAACAUUAGUUAUGCGAGAAAGAAAUAAACAGAAAUUCUUAAGCAUUUGC
Molecule: messenger RNA, 1481 nt
Organism: Ilex paraguariensis (yerba mate)
Lineage: Eukaryota; Viridiplantae; Streptophyta; Magnoliopsida; Aquifoliales; Aquifoliaceae
Source: the annotation of a GenBank genome assembly